Messenger RNA from Erpetoichthys calabaricus (reedfish), 5292 nucleotides. RefSeq lists its product as uncharacterized. Bases 103 to 4944 code for a protein of 1613 amino acids. Gene Ontology annotation, molecular function: acrosin binding; structural constituent of egg coat. The record is from RefSeq and is a predicted model, not a curated record. NCBI's taxonomy places the organism in Eukaryota, Metazoa, Chordata, Cladistia, Polypteriformes, Polypteridae. The transcript is spliced from 28 exons. Gene Ontology annotation, cellular component: egg coat. Gene Ontology annotation, biological process: binding of sperm to zona pellucida; prevention of polyspermy.
UUUUCCUUUUGUGAGAGUUGUUGGUGUUUCUUUAUUUUCUAUUUCCUGUUUAUGUGAAGAAGCCAAAACCUGUUUGGUUUUCUUUUGAGGCUAAAUUUAGCAAUGUGGUUGCUUAGGCAGAUAGUGGUGCUGUUACUUUUGAUAGAAUGGCUAUUUGGUGUUAAUGUUCUAACUGUGGCUGAUGGCCCUCCCCAAGUAUGGGGGAAUGAAUUUCAGCAAAAAGUGAAAAAUCUAAGCAAUGAAGGUGUCUGGAAUGUAGAGCAGAAUGUUUCUUCAGUGUCUCCGGUGUUGCUUUAUCAUAAGCAGGUUACAAGUAAUGUGGUUAGGGCUGCAGCUGAUGGGGAUUCUGUUGUUUCUGAGCUAGCUGAUGUGGAAUUGGUAGAUGUGUCCCUGAACAUCAUUGCAGCAGAUCAGAAUGUGAAAAAUGCUAAACUUGUGAGAUUAAUUAAUCGCAAUAAAAUUCAAGUAAUUUCUACAAAACUGGAUGUUCCAGUGGCUGGUGGUAAUGAAUUGCAUUAUGGAGCCAACUUUGAAGUGCCUGAAAUGCUUCAGGAUAGUGAAGAAUAUAAUAGUGAUCACAGUGCUGAUUGGUACAAAGAGGGUGUGGAGGAGCCAUCAUAUGAGCAUAGUGCAGAGUGGUAUGGUGAAGGGGAGGAGUUUCGAUAUGAUCACAGUGCUGAGGAGGAGUUUCGAUAUGAUCACAGUGCUGAGGGGUAUGGUGAGGCUGAGGAGGAGCUCCAGCCUGGUGAAGAAUCUCCAAGGUCUUACCAGGAAUAUAUGGAUUCAGUUAUGGUUGCUCCUCUUUCAAGCCCUUAUGUGAAGGGCAAUUCAGUGGGGGUGGACUACUCCUCUUUUCAGAAGAAUUCCCCAUACUGGGGUGAGCAGGGGCGUCUUCACUCUUCCGUGGGGUCUGUAAUGUCUGCUGACGACAGAUGUAGCAAAGUAGCUGUGGCUUCAUAUCCAAGAAACUGUGGUGAGGUGUCAAUGUCGGCCCAGUUUUAUGGAUCCAGUCAUGACCUGAAAGUGAGAUUACAUUCUUCCCUUGUGCAAGCAAGCAGUGUUGCUCACCAAUGCAAAUAUAAAGUGGUAGAGAGAAAAGGACUGUUCAUCUUUUCCACAUACUAUGAUGGCUGCAAUGUGAAGAAACUGAAUGGCUGUUACUACUUGACUCUUUCGUGGCAAAGCAAAAAUAUCUCCCUAGCCUGCCCUCCAAAGCCUAUUGGUUCAGAACUUCUGCCGGCUGUUUUCUGCAGCAAGACCAGCAUGACCGUUGGGAUUGAUUCAGGGUCUCUUGACAGACUGAAAGUGAAAGACUCCCACUUCUGGGUCCCAGUCUCCAAGAUUGCUCGGGAAUGCAAGUAUGAAGUUUUGACCGAUUCCUUUGGAAAAAUUUUCUUUACAGCCUCAUAUAAGGGAUGCCAUGUUAAAAAGGAAGGAAACUAUUAUGUCCUGGCAGUGCAAUAUGCUGCAGCCAAUGGCAAGGAAAGCUCUUUCCUUAUGAAGUGUCAGACAAAAAGUGGAGAGCAAGUUUCUACUUUCCCAUUUGUGACUGCACCACCAGAACCUGGUCCAAAGGUAUCCUGCCAUGCUUCCACAAUGGAUGUGGUUCUGCCAGAUGCCGCACCAGAUCAGGUUAAAGUAAGAGAUGAAACCCACCAUGAAGUGUCUGUGCAGCAGCUGGCUAAAAAGUGCCAAUACACUUUAGUCAAGAGAGGUCACCAUCUCGUGUUCACUGCCAACUAUAAGUCCUGUUAUGUGAGCAUGAAGGAUAAUAAUUACAUCUUAACUGUAGUGUAUAUGCCAAGAGCUGCACAUCCAUUAGUCAUCCACAUGAAAUGCCCAGUUUUCGGGCCUCCUACAUCUGUCACUCCAAUCACCUUGCCUAAUAAGCCUGGGCCAGUUUGCAGAGUUACUGGCAUGAGUGUGGCGCUACCUUUUGGCUCCCCAGAUCAGGUCAAAGUUCUAGAUAAAAACCAGCAUCCAGUAUUGGUCAACAAGGCUCCCAAAAGUUGUGGCUAUAUCUUGCUGAAGAGACUGCAUGAUGUCCUCUUUGAAGCACCUUACAAGGCAUGCCAUGUCCAGCUUAAGAAUAACUACUACACACUGACUGUCCUCUACAAGCCUGCUGUUGGUGCCCAAAUUGUGGUGAACAUGAAAUGUCCAUUGAGAUGGCAUCCAACAUUCUUGCCUACUACACCUACAAAGCCUAUUACUCCCAGGUUACCUCUUGUGACUUGUGGAGCAUCCAGCAUGUCUACUGAGCUACCCGAGGGUUUGUUGGAUCAAGUGAAGUUACUGGGUAAAUUAGGCAAAGUGGUGGUAGUAAGCAAAGCUCCUAAACAGUGUAGCUACCAGUUAAUUAAAGGAAAGGGGAAAAUCACUUUCUCUGCAUCCUACGAAGCAUGUGAUGUCAGAGUUGAGGGUCUUCAUUACAUACUGACGCUGAUCUAUAAACCAGCUUCUGGGAAGCAAAUGACUGUGUACAUGAGAUGCCCAAUCAAAGAAACAACUCCUACCACCACAACAAAGCCUUUGCUCAAAGUAGACUGUUACCCUUCAAGCAUGUCCGUGGUUUUGCCUGAUGUGUCUCCAAAUGAUGUCCAAGUAGUUGAUGAAAGAAAUAGAUAUGUAAAAGUGAUGUCUGCUCCCAAAACCUGUGGUUAUGUUUUGGCAAAGAAGGUGAAGCUGUUGGUCUUCACCACCACUUACAAAGGCUGUCAUGUUGCAGUUAAGGCAAGGCACUAUGUACUUGAAGUGCUAUACAAAUCAUUUGAUGGGAAGACUCUAGCUUUGACCAUGGAAUGCCCAGUCUCUAAGAUACCUACCCCUCCUAUGACUACAUUACCAACACACCCUCCCCCUAUGGUGUCCUGUACAUCUUCCAACAUGAGUGUAGUGCUCCCUGUUGGCUCCCCAGAACAUGUGAAAAUCCUGGGGCUACACCUUGAUGAGGUUUUGCUAAGUUCUGUUCACAAAGAAUGUGGCUAUAAAGUCAUAAAAUCGAAGGGGAAGAUCGCCUUGACAGUUUUGUAUAGUUCUUGCAAUGUCCACAAAGAGGGCAACUUCUUUGUGCUGAAUAUUCGUUACUAUCCUUCGGCUGGCUUUCCAGUAGCGCUGCAGAUGAAAUGCCCAGAUAGCCAUCUGGAUCCAACACUACCAACAAUGCCUUCUCCUGUUGUCUCAAGUGAUCAUAUAAUUUCCUGUAAAAGAACAAGCAUGAUGGUGGAGUUCCCUUAUGGAAAGCUAGAGGAUAUCCAGCUGAUAGAUAAAACUGGAAAACUAGUGGCUGUUCAGCUGGCUCCCAAAAGAUGUGGUUACAGAUUGCUACAAGCAGGAGGGAUUUUCUUGUCUAUCCCCUAUUCUGCCUGUGAUGUGCAAUUGUUGGGCAACCACUAUGUUCUCCUGGUGGUUUACAAGUCAGCCAGGGGAGGGCAAAAGCAGAUUGAAGUGAGGUGCCCAGUUAGAGAGCCAUCGCAUCUUGGUAACGGGGUGUCAUGCCAGGAAGAUUGCAUGAGUAUUGAUCUCCCAGCUGGACCCGCAGAGCAAGUGCAAGUAGUGGAUCAAUACCACAAUCCUGUGAGUGUGAAGCAGUUUCCCCGUUGUGGUUACAAUCUGUCUUCCGAGGUGGGGAAGCUCCAUUUUUCUGCCUCAUACAAGGCUUGUCAUGUGAAAAUUCAGAAUGGCAACUAUAUUCUGACUGUCCUCUACACCACCUCUACUGGAAGACAUGAAGUACAGAUGACCUGUCCCAUCCGUGAUCUAGUCUUUCAUCAGGGAUGCACAUUGCCUAGGAAGAAGCAAGUGCAAUGUGGUCCAGUUGGCAUUUCCCCAAGCAUUUGUCGCUUGAAAGGUUGCUGUGUGGAUGCUAAAACCUCCCACUGUUUCUAUCCUAUGGACACUUGCACAGCAGAUGGACACUUUGUGUUUGCUGUUUAUCGAACCUCUUCCAAACCAGAAGUUGAUCCAGGUAGUCUGUAUGUUUCUAGUAACUCUUCGUGUGCUCCUGUGGUGUGCACACCUGACUUUGCCAUUUUCAAGUUUCCCCUGACUGGCUGUGGAACUCACAAAUUUGUAAUCGGUCAAACUUCAAUCUACUUGGCUGAUGUAUUUGGACAAUUUGCGAAGAACCGCCAGAUGUAUGGCCAAAUUCUGAGACAUGCUCCUUAUCGAUACCAAGUGGAAUGCCGCUAUUCAAAAGGGUCUACUGCCAGUGCUGGUUACAUGGUGGUGAACACUCCAACUGUACCAUCCAUUGUCUCCUCUGAAACUAUGGGAGUAGUCCUAAGAAUUGCGAAAGAUGACAGCUAUACAACUUUCUUCCCGGAGACUCAAGUUCCCCUCAGACUUUUGUUGGGAAGCCAGAUCUACCUGGAUGUCACAAUAUCGCAUCCUCCUAGUCCAGAUGUGGUUCUGUUGGUUCACUACUGCAUUGCAUAUCCCAGAUCUUCAGAGAAUGUCUGGGUGCUGAUGUACAAUGGCUGUCCAAAUCCUCUGGAUUAUGGUACUGCCCUUCAUCUCAAGGACCAUGACCAGCAGAAUGUGCCAAAGCAUUCUCGACGCUUUGCUAUAACUACCUUCCAGUUUUUGGAUGCCAAAAAAGAGAAUCUUUUGGAUGAGGAGAUCUACUUCAUGUGUUCAACAGAAGUUUGUUCACCUGAACACCAAAGAUGUAUUGAAGGCUGCUUUGACGGGAGACCAAUAUCAUCUGCUUCUCCUUCAAACUGGGGAAAACUUUGUGCUGGAAAAUCUUGUUCCAAGCGGCCUCAUCCUGUGAAAAGGGCAGUAGCAGACGGCGUGCACCUUCUCUUCCUGAGAGAUGACCCCUACCAGCAAACGGAAAACUGGACUACAACUUUUCCCUUGGCUGCAGUAGGGCUGCUGAUGUCUAUAAUAUUUCUUUGCCUUGGAAAAUUGGCUUGUGUCAAAUAUGUUCAAGAGAAGUGACAAAUAAAAUUUAUACUAAAAUCUACUUGUGGAGAAAAGUAAUGGGCUUUAGGUUUCAAAAGUACUGGUGCUGUAAAAUUUACUGAAGUGAAGGUACUGGGAGGAAACAAAUUUUAAAAUAAAAUUGCAUGGGAGCAGAGUUCCUUGGUAGAAAAUGGCUCCAGUGCCAAACUGCACAUCAUCUAGGCUUCUCAUGCACUCAGUGCAACAAUAGACUUGUCUGUGGUACAGCUCCUAUAGUGUAAAACGCCUCUGCAUUUGUCACUUCAGCCACAGACAAACCUAACCUGCCUGUAAGAUACCAUUGUGGGGAGGCUGACUUUGUCAUGUUUGUCUAUUUUUUUUUUA